This is a messenger RNA of Laetiporus sulphureus 93-53, 4876 nucleotides long. RefSeq lists its product as uncharacterized. The transcript has 9 exons. The record is from RefSeq and is a predicted model, not a curated record. Lineage: Eukaryota; Fungi; Basidiomycota; Agaricomycetes; Polyporales; Laetiporaceae. Bases 345 to 4565 code for a protein of 1406 amino acids.
CCAGUUCUUCUCGGGCCUCCUGCAUAACCUGAAGUUGUGUAGUGGCCGACGCCGAUUGAUACCUGCAAGGAUCUAUGUGGCUCAUUUAAUUCAACUUGGCCACUAUUACUAUCCCGGUCCGUGCCGCCACCCUCGAACUUGUAGCAGAAAAUACUUGGCAAUCUCACUAAAUGUUGCAUCCAGCAACUUCAAGAUGAGAUAUGGCCGCUUGAUGACCUCCAGUGCAGCAUCCCAUUCGGCCAUCGAACUCAAGAGAUCAUAGAUCUCUCUAUACCUGUCCCUCCCUCUCCCCUCCUUUUUCUUCGGCUGUUCUGUUCCCAUCAAAGACUUCGAAACCUGUUCAAAUGACAUCGGACUCAACGCCGCGUCUGGACAGCAAAAGGAUCGUCUCCCUGUACAGAGGGCCGUUAGCCACUUUGCAAUCAUCACUUAGCAGCGAUCAUCUCUCCUAUCAUGACAUUGCUGAGGCAUACAAUACGCUCUCUGCAAGGUUGAAGAUGAUAUUCCCAUUCUUGCCUAACGAUAGGCGGCUUGCUCCCUCAUUAGAUCUCCUUGGGCAGCAUGCAGAUGUCAUUGUCAAAUGUCUUCGGAGAGACAUCCAUUGUGCAUCAGUCGAACCAAUCCCUGAUUCGUCCCAAAGCGACAGACUGACUGAGCAAUCUGCAAGCACAUUGGAAGCUAACUAUCGUGAAGAAGACAUAAAGUACGCCAAAGACAUGUCUCUGGUCUGUCAACACGCACUGCAUCUACUAUCUGACAUCCUUCGACUACCGGCUUUGUCCUCAUUGCUAUCAGAAGCUAACAUAUUUGAACUCCUCGAUCUGGUCUCAAAAGUUGCUUCUGCACAUUUCUUGCCCAUUCCAAGUGAGCAGAAGAUACGUGCUCUGGCAUAUUUGGCUUUGUCAAGUAUGCGACUUCCCGUGGCGACCCUACGUGCGAGGCGUUCACAAUUGACAUCUGUAUGCAAAAGCGCAAUGGAGCGUUCUGGCAACGAGAUUUGUGUGCUUGAUGGUCUCAAGAUGUUCUGCAAUCUAAUGAGAAUGCACGCUUCUGUCUUCCUCAAUCCGUUCGCCAACAUUUUGCCGCUCGUAUUAGCUGGCAUCCUCUCAUCCUCCACACGUGUGCAAACUCAUGCGGCAGAUGCUCUAGGCGCAUAUGUUCUCGCGCUCUCAUCCUGUAUGAGCUCGUCCUACGAACAUGUUCGCAACGUCAUCAAAUACCAUGUGUCUACAUUCAUUGAAGCAGCAGCGAAGAAACUGAAGGGACCUCGACCCCUCUCCGACUUUCUCGCGCGGACGAUUCAAACGUCUGGAAAAGACGCUGCAGGAUAUAGACAGCCGUGGGCAUUUGUAACCCUUUCCUGCAUCAUAACCUUGUCAGAAGAGAACACAUUCACGCAUGAGCCCACAUUGCAGCUCGUCAUCGAAUUGCUGAACGUGUCUGCGCAUCCCAAGCGGCUCAUCACCACAUUUUUACAUCGAUGUGUUUGGAGGUGUCUUGUCUGGGCGCUAUCUCACAUCGAACAACAAGCGGAAUCAACCCAGCGCCGUAAAGGGAUAUCGACUGACCGGACGCACCGAGCCUUCCAAUUCGUGAACCAGGAACAUCGCGGCGAAAUACCCAUCUUGCUAAUUGACACUCUGAUGAAUUCCGCUGCGGAGUCUAGCCGCUCACACACAACGACUCCCGAAGCCCGAGAACUGUCCAAGGUGCUUGAAGUUGUUAAUGCCUCGGUGAAUGAUAAAGACGACCCUGUGCACAUGCAGGGUCGAGCGAUUUUGGCCAGACUUACCAGCGCCAUCGGCUCGUCUUCCGUUGCUGUUCAGGACCACGUCCGAUUGCCUAAAACUCUGGUGGCGGAGCUGUUCGACGGCACUAUCCUGCAUUCCAAUAAAGAGCAGUUGAACGCUCUUGCAGCUAACUUUGCUCUUCCUGACGUGACUGUUUUGCUACAAUUGACUGAGGCGGAAAUCAUCCAGAAUUGGGAUGCAUUGCUCGAUAUCUGGAUGCAGUGUGUGCGCAGAUCGAUCAAUACGUCGGAGCGUUCAUUUGUUCUCUCCGGGGAUCUAAUGCAGACUUGGCAGUCGCUUCUGCUAGCACAGGCGCAACUGACUCAAGAGCAUGGCCACCUAACGACCGUACCUGAUGUAUCGCGCCGAGUGCUGAGCACUUUGCACGAGAUUCUCACAUCAAACGAUGUCUUUCAUACUUCCUCAAAGUCACAAUGUGUCGCAUUAACGCUUGUCAGCCAGCUCUGGAAGGUUGUGAAGAGUGUAUUCGCUGCCAGUUGGCUCGCUGGAAUGGCAGAAUCCCUCUUGUUUGCGGUGGUCAGCCAACAAUUCGAUCUGGAAGAUGACGAUACCAAAGCAUGCUGGGGAGAGCUAUCUGCUGCGCUGAUUUGCACGAGUUCUACGGAGCUGCUAUAUAAGCUAGUAAUAAGCCAGAAGAAGCAAACUGAAGGUGACCUGAAGCGAUACUUAUGGUUCAGAAUAGCGACGGCUUGGGUGUCUUGUGACAUGAAGCCUUCAUGGCAUGAUCAGGUUUACACACUUUCGUUUCCACUUUGCUCAUGGUCAAUGUCGAAUGACGAACUGGAGAUCUGGAAACGCUUACUUGAGAUUGCCGUUAAAUGCGCUCAAGCAUCAUCAGUGCAUUCGGCUCAAGUGCUGCGAACAUUAAUGUCACAUAUUACCGAAGCUCCUGAGCGAUCAUUCUCGAACCCUAAUACAAUUCCUAUCAUGUUAUCUCACCUCGAGCUCCAUGAGACAGACACUAUACCAGACAAGCUGCUCGCUCAAGUGGACAACUUUUUAAGUGACGUUUAUGGAAUCCGACAAGAGCAGUAUCACAAUGUGCUUGAAAUAUUUCGACUUCUCGCACAGGUUUUCCAGCGUUGUCCCCGGACUCUGCUGGGAUCAGUAGUCUGUUCAAUCUCCGAUGGUCUAUCUGUAUGGAUCCGCGAUGAGAGCGAGAUCCUCUUGGCACAAGAGUACAAUGACAUCAUUGUUCGUCUUUAUCAAAUCGCCCUUGAUCUCAUGCGAGAACUACCGUUUUCCGUUGAUACCCUCCAUUCUCUAGCACCAUUUUUCGUCUCCGCAUUUUGUCGCAUACCCCCUCCAGCCCUUGGGCCCAUCGCCUUCAGAACGUUCUGGAUGCGUAUCCAGCCAGGAUUAGGCUCUUCGACCAGCAUCCUUCCGGACGACAUCAAGCAGGUCUUGUUGACGUUUCAUGUUGUCUUCGGCGACAGCGUGCCUCUGGAUGUCUCAGAUGCUUCACAAUCAACAAACCCAGAGAAUGAAGAGGACGAAGUUGUGCCUGAAACUCAGGGUGCUGACGAGAGCCAGCCUCGGGAACACCCGACCAUGAACAUUCAACCGCUAGACGAAGGUGGCAAGACAGAGGACGAUACUGAGUUCACUGACGCCCGCAAGAAUCUGGGCAGCAACAUAGUCUCCACGCUACACUCAGCGCACGAAUCUUCUAUAGUUUCGGCAAAGACUGUCAAGGUUAUGCCUGAAGUCGUAAACGAUGAUUCUACAACGAAGGAGACGGGCAAGAAUAACGCUCAGGAUUUACAGCGACUGCGCAAGGGAAGCUCAACCGUGCCCGACGACAGAGGCAUACGUCCUGGAGGCUCUUCAAUUAGUGCUCCAGAUUGUCAAGCAUCCGGCUCUGGACCUUCGUGGGUAGGACACUCGAGUACCAGAAUAAUUCCUACGUCAGUGAAAGGCAAAAAGCGCGUUCUGGAAGACGAGGGCCGACCUCGAGCGGAAUGUUCUAGUCUCUACUCGAAAACAGUGGGUCCAAAGCGAUUACGACUAUCAUCGGCUUCACAACAAGAACAAAGAGAACACGCGGAGAACAUUGCUGGUGACAAAGUCGAACAUCAACCUGUCAUCUCCGCAGAGGACACGAUUCACCAGCGCUCCCACAGUGUCCGGGGACCUGAUGCUUUCAGACAUACUGCCGAUGAGCCACCAACCGGUGCAGGACAAAGGAAUCGAAUGUCUCAAUCACCAAACUUUUCUCCAGCUCACAGACCCCAGAGUCUGAGUCCAGAGAUACCGAUCUACAAUUAUGCAGAAGAUCCUGCUGAAGCCCACAGUGCAUCAUCGCCUCCCUCAGACGAUUAUGCCACAUGGGAGGCAGAAGUCGAUCCCGACGAGGUGAAACACGUUCAACGAGAUACUUCGCAUGCACCUGAUCAGGGCGGUGUGUCAUCUAAGCCGCUGUUGCAGAGCCAGCAACUGAAACCUUAUGUACGAACGUAUUACCACAAUUCACUCAUCGACGAGUCGGAAGUAAUCCCAUCCAGCCAAGGUGACGAGGAGCUCCCCAUAUACCCAGAGACCCACUACUCCAGGAUAUCAUCCACGUCCGGGAGGUUGAACGUUCUUAGACGAGCGCUGACCGACUUGCGGAAAGACGUCUCACCUAUGUCCAUGGACGAAUUUCAAGCGGCAAAGAAACUCCUACAUGAUAUGGAGAGCGUCGUGGCCGACAGAUGCUCACGGGGAGUGCGUGGGUCUGACGCUGACGUUCCGAUGCAAGAUCAAUCGGAAUGACGUGGAGAAUGCGGUUCUCAUCGAUCUCGCGAGCAUCUUCGCUACCCUAUACGACAGCCUACAUAUACUGAUGACCGUCGUGCAUAUUGGAUCUGCAUUCCGCCUUGUGGCAAUGAGCUCCAGGGCACGCGUCUGUUGUUCAUUCUCCGUGUACUUAUGUCUGACAUAUGUUGCUAUCUUUAAAGACCGUUUUCCUUUCCGAGUCCGCUGUCAUUGUCACUAUCUGUAAUAUAGCUCCAGUGCCACCUGUAUCAUUGUAGUGAUGUUACCUUAUGGAUUUACAUGCUGGUCAAUUUGCAAGACAGAGAAUG